AUGACUCAUCACCAACUUGAUGAUCAUCAAAUGGUUAUGAUCUCUCAAUACUAUACUGGUAUCAACACCCAACUAGUACCAAAUCAUCAAGGAGAGGUGCAACCGCAGCGGAGAAGGAAGAAGAACAAAGGUGAAACGAGCAGCGCUGGAGUAGUGAGGAAGAGGAAGCUUAGUGAAGAACAAGUUAAUCUUCUUGAACGGAGUUUUGGGGACGCGCACAAACUAGAUAUGGAGACCAAGGCCAAGCUUGCUUCUGAGCUUGGCCUUGACCUUCAACAAGUCGCGGUGUGGUUCCAAAAUAGGAGGGCUAGAUGGAAGAAAAAGAAAAUCGAGGACGAAUAUUCCAAGUUGAAGUCUCAACAUGAGAUUACCAUUGUUGAGAAAUGUCAUCUUGAAACUCAGAUUUUGAAGAUGCAAGAGCAAUUGAGUGAAGCAAAAAAGGAGAUACAAAGGCUAUUAUUGGGAAGUAAUUGUGCUAGGGUUUCAAGCAAUAAUAAUAGCCCAAUUACUACUUCUUCAUCAAUAUUUUCAAUGGAGCAGCCACAUUUUUUCGAGGAUUUUGGAAUGGAGGGAAUAUUAAUGGAUUACAAUGUAUUCUUUGGUUGCUGA
Molecule: messenger RNA, 609 nt
Organism: Solanum stenotomum
Lineage: Eukaryota; Viridiplantae; Streptophyta; Magnoliopsida; Solanales; Solanaceae
Product: homeobox-leucine zipper protein ATHB-40-like
Exons: 3
Coding region: 1-609 (202 amino acids)
Biological process (GO): positive regulation of DNA-templated transcription
Cellular component (GO): nucleus
Molecular function (GO): DNA-binding transcription factor activity, RNA polymerase II-specific; sequence-specific DNA binding
Source: RefSeq, a predicted model, not a curated record